Micropterus salmoides (largemouth bass) is the source of this 1362-nucleotide messenger RNA. RefSeq names its product Myb/SANT-like DNA-binding domain containing 4 with coiled-coils (gene msantd4). The annotation marks the transcript as partial. The transcript is spliced from 4 exons. NCBI's taxonomy places the organism in Eukaryota, Metazoa, Chordata, Actinopteri, Centrarchiformes, Centrarchidae. The record is from RefSeq and is a predicted model, not a curated record.
UUUCCCUCAGUUGUCUUUCUUCCCUUUCUAUCUCUCCCUCUGUGUUUGUGGGGUUUCUGUCCCCUCCUUGCUGCCAAGCUGGAUUUCCUGCAGGUGAAGCAUCUGAAGAGGAAGAGGAAGAGCAACUACAGUGUGAGAGAAACACAGACUCUCAUCAGGGAGAUCCACAAGAGGAGGGACGUGUUGUUCUCCAGACAGCAGAACACAGCCAUUAAUGAGCUGAAGAGACAGGCAUGGGAGGAAGUGGCACGAGGUGUGAAUUCGCUGGGGGAGGGAGAGCUGCGCACUGCUUCUGAGGUGAAGCGUCGCUACCUGGACUGGCGUGCACUUAUGAAGCGAAAACAGCUUCAGGCUGAGCUCUCCCUGUCCUCCUCUUCAUCCUCGUCUGUGGCCCUGAAGACUGAGUAUGAUCUGUCCUCCCCUGAGCACGAGGCAGCUUCUCUGGGAUCUGGGUGUGACCAGCUGCUCGACCUCUCAAGCCUCCCAAAGGAUUGUCACUGUGACUGGCCGGAGCUGGCAGCUUUCAGUGAGCCAAGUGGUCAGGCCAUGAUGGCGGCGCCGGGUGUGAAGAUGGAGGAUGACGUCAGAGAAUACAGACUGGAUGGUGAUUGUGAUGUGGGAGAUGGAGAAGGAGAAAUAGAUGAAGAUGAUAUUCCCUCCCUUCUCAGCGACAUCGAGUCCCGCAGUGAGGGGCACGUAGGCGAUGUUUACACCCACAACGAGAUGGGCGUGCUCAGCUCCUCCAAGGCCCCGACCAUCACCUUCAACAGAGACCACCCACUUGCUAGUGGCCUGGCGGGGAUGCCAGCCCAUGCUCUGGGUGGGCUAACCAGUCACGAAAACGUGGGAGCUGGGUUUCUGGUUGCGGUUGAGAAACAGCGACUGGAGCUGGAAAAACAGCGCCUGUCUGUAGAAACUGAACGCCUGGCGGUGGAGAAAGAGCGGCUGGUGGUGGAGAAGGAGAGGCUUCGUCAGAUGGAGGUAGAGAGGGAGAGGCUGCAGCUGGAGAGAGAGCGGUUACAGGUGGAGAGGGAGCGGCUGAGGCUUCUGCUCCUCAGCCAAUCAGAGCAGGUGGACUCCUCCUUUAACCUGCCGCCACAACAGGGCCCGCCCUCAUCCUCCACAUCUUCUUUAUCCUCUACUCACGAUGGACAGAGGGAGCAAGAGAAAGAAAGUAAAGGCUGGAGGUCAGUGGUGGAUCUGGAGUGUGAGAGGCUAAAACUAGAGAAGGAAAGGCUGCAGCUGGAGAAAGAGAGGCUGCAGUUCUUCAAAUUUGAAGCUGGCAGACUGCAGAUUGAGAGAGAGCGCCUCCAAGUGGAGAAAGAGAGAAUGCAGCUGCACAAAGAUCAUCAGGGCCACUGA